AUGGAUCCUAUUAGGGCUGCUGCUCCUUUGCUAUGGCUUUCCCUGUGCUUUGGGAAUAUUCUGGAGGCAGCGGUACUUGGAUCAUUGCAGUACCCCUCCGGUGCGGAUGAUAACGGGCUUGUUUCACAUCUGGAUGAGCGGAGUCGCAGAGAGCCGACAGCGGUGUCCAGGAAAGACCCUCCGAUAAAUGAUACUAUCGUCCCCCAUGACUAUAUGGUAUCUCUAUACAGGACACUAUCUGAGAUAGAGAGCAGAGGGUUUAACAGCAGUGUUCCUCGCACCGCAAGACACGCCAACACGGUGACCAGUUUCGUGGAUCAAGGAAAAGGUGGGUGAAAGUGAUAUAUGUAGGCUUAUUAUCACUCAAGGUAGGCUUAAUCAUGGUGGUUGUCAUUUAUUUAGGGUUGGAAGGCAAUUCAAGUAGCUGUCUCUACUGCACGUAAUAAAUUAAUUGUGAUUAAUGGGUUACAGUCAAUCAGUUAUCCAAAUAUCCAUAGCCUACUGCAAAUUGCUGUACUAUAGCUCAGCCUAUGUGACAAGUCUGUGUUGGAAAAUGAUAUGGUAAAUACUAGACAAGUGAUUUGGGAAUAUUUAGAAAAAUGUCUGUCAUAGGAUAUUUUUGAAACUUUUUGCCAUAUUAAAAAACGAGAUUUCCGCUAAUUAAUUAAAAUAGAAACAUGAAUUGCAAUAUCUUGAAAAACCCGAUACCCUUACAGCGAAUUGCUUGACAAUUGCCUUCACCAGCAUUCAUUAUUUUAAGAUUAAUGCAUUAAUUUGAAAUGCACCCCUACACCACAUUCUUACAUCUGUCAAGUUUGCAACAAUGCGUUAUUGAAAAGUAUGAAGGAGUCUAAAGUAGGCUACCUACAACUGAAACAUUAGUCUAUUUGGGGAGGUAGACUACAUUUGUUUCACAUUUAUAUGGGAGUUUUCUAAAUACUCUAAAUACUUCCAGCGAAAUAUGAAGUCAAAUGUCUCGUAUUUCCAACAUCUGUGAUGUAUAAACCUCACUGGCACCUUGAGCUAAACACUUCGAAAAGGCCUGCUUUCCCCCAGUCCAGGUGUUGCUGAUAAAAACAUACUUGUAAUUUAAAACGGGUGUUCACAUAGAAUAUUUGUUUGAAUAAGUAUACUCUGUCAGUAGACCUAUUCCAUCAAAUUAAAUUGCAGGAAUACAAGUAACUAAACUAUGUCCAAAACCGUUUUUUUUUUAUUGGGCAUUGUGCAAUUUGUUAAUCAGGAUUUUUAAGGAAUACAUUUUCAUGUAAAUAUAAUAACAAUGACACUGUUUUAGGUUCAUGUAAACCUAUAAAUUAUAACAACAACAAUAAUAGUAACUAUAACAACAAGAAUAACAACAAUUAUUAUAUUAGAAUUUUUGGUUUGUGGACCUGUGGCAAGGAAUUAUUUCUCUACUUCCUCUCAAAACAUGUUAUAACUGUGUUAUUCUUUUGUGUUAAGAAAUGUGUUAUUAUUUUCAAAGGACUUUAGUCAUUUAUAUCAUAUUUUUGAGGAUUCCAAACUUGUUUUAAUGAACAAACACAAUUAGAAGGUAAAAGUGGAGGUAAUUAAAAAUCAUUUUAAACUAGAUUCCAAAACAGGCAUGAACAUCUUAUCGGUCUUAAUCAACAAUCACUUAAAUGCAUCAAAGAUGAGAAGUAUCAUUUUAUGUCCCUUCAUGAAGAGUCAUUUCUUGCAUUUUGGUUUCAGAGUCAGUGAUUAGUAUUCCAGAUUUAAGAGACAAUAUUAUAAUUUUUUAUUGAUGUAAUUUAGUUCUGCCAACAAAAUAAUCUAGUCAAUGUGCACCUGCGUGUGAGUUUAAAUGUGUGCACUGACUUUCCUAUUCACUUGCCCCCAUAAAGCUCACAGAGCAAGUUCACCUCAGGUACAUAUAGACACAAAAUGGAUGAAAAGAAUGCAGCUUCAUCUUUUAUUCACUGAGACUACAACAUGGUCUGGGUUAUGUCAUUGUUUUGUCUAGCAAGCAGAUUUUUGCUAGGAUAGUGCUGCUCCCUUCACCUUUCAUUGUCUGGGUAUUCCACUUAAGCCUGCCUAGCUGGUCUUUCUCAGAGGGGGACAAGGGGUAGAGAUCCUCUGCACUAAACAAAGGCUUGUAUGUCCUUUUUCAGCAGGAGCCUCACUGUGCGCAAUUACGACUUAUUUUGAGGUCUCUUCCAUAAUGCAUCGAUGACACGACACCACAAUCUGGCCUUGGAUUCUUAUGCUACCCAUCUGUAUUGGAGAAGAAAGUCCCUUCAUGUUUUAACCAUGGAACUGCGGUUUCGUCCUCAGGUUGCACCGUAUCCCAGGACCUCUUGCUUGGGCUGAAUGUCAACAUCAAAACUUUUGAAAUUUAGGCGAUAGUCUGUUCCCUCUUAGCAAGCUUUCCCCCCUGCCAAUUGCCACAUCUCCGUCAUGGUUGCAACUGUGGUAUGGCUGAUGCUGUGAAUAGCUGUUAUGUGCCAAACUGAAUUCGCUGGGGAGAGGAGGACGUGCACGUGACUAACAUAUCAGAUGCAUAGAAAUUAUUUAAAUAUUCUUCUGUUUGUCUUUCUUUUUCAUGUAUGUGAUACCUCAGGUGAGUGCCAGGUUGCUGUUUGUGGACUACAUCUGUAUGUGCACCCAGCACUACAUGAAAUCCAAACAUUACACUAAACUUACAUUACAUCCCCAUCACUUUGGUGUGUUCAAAUCUCUAAAGCCACCACUUCUCUGAAAUUUACAACCUCUCUAUGAGAAAUAUGGACCGAAGGAGGAUGAAAGGAAAGGAGCUGAGGCCACUUCAGUUUCUCCAGUGUCUCGCCAAGCCCUCCUCUCACUCAGUGUAAUUAGCACAUACUGCCAAGGGCUUGAGCCUGCCUACAGGUCAGCCAAGUGCUUUCCUCCUGGCCUGCUCCUGCAGCUUUCGUCAGCUCUGUUGCUUACAUGUGGACUCAGGCGAUUCAGGCCCAAACAGCGCUUCAUGGCCACAGGCUUUCUGUCUACUGUAGAGAGCCACUGCACUUGACCAAAGGGGAGUUCCUGCCAAACAUUGAAGACUUGUUUACAUAUGGCCGCAGACACUCAGAGAUUUAAGUCAGCUGACGUCCAGUGCUUGGUUUGCGUUCCCCACCCUCUUUUGGAAUAAGUGUGUUGUGAUAACUGUGUAUGUGUGUGUUAGUGUGAGAUUCAAGUGACUAGCCUGUGUUUGAUUCCACUACAGAUCACUCCUCCUGGGGAAGUGGCCAGCGCUAUCUCUUCGACCUCUCCAGCCUGUCCAGAACAGAUGAGCUUGUGGAGGCAGAACUGAGGAUCCUGAGAAAGCCACCGCUGGAUCUCCUUCCUGUGCUGACGUGGGGCAGGAAUCUUUAUCGCCUCCUCCUCUACACAUGUUCGUCUGAGGGGAACUCUGGGAGACGGCUGCUGGAUUCCAGGACAGUCGACGUUCUGGAUGGCGAGCCUCCCAAAUGGGAUGUAUUUGAUGUGUGGGCAAGUGUGAAGGCUCGGCGAAGGAGCCACAAGACAGCAGCAGGCAACGACCUCCUCAUGGCCUGCUUUGACCUGCUGGUCGUUUCGGAGUUGACCAAAGAGGCAGCCAACCCUCUUACAGUAGGGCUGGGACGCCAGUCUCGGCAGCCCCAGGAGAGGGCCUUGCUGUUGGCUUUUUCUCGCACCCGCAGGAAAGAGAACCUGUUCAAGGAGAUUAGGGAGCAGAUGAAGGCAGUGCAAAGAGAUAUGGGUUUUCUGGAUCCUUUGGACCUCUCUGGUGACGUGGUUGGUCACCUAUCCAGGCGACGCAGACGCCGGACUGCCCUGACCAGCAGAUCUGUAGGUGGAGCUGGUGGGGGAGGAGGAGGAGGCGGUGGUGCUGGAGGAGGUGGAGGAGGAAGGGGUGGUGGAGGCAGCGGGCGCAGGAAGACUCGAUGCAGCCGCAGGCAGCUCCAUGUCAACUUCAAGGAGUUGGGCUGGGAUGACUGGAUCAUCGCACCGCUGGAUUAUGAGGCGCACCAUUGUGAGGGCGUGUGUGACUUCCCGCUGCGCUCACACCUGGAGCCUACAAAUCACGCCAUCAUUCAGACACUUAUGAACUCUAUGGACCCUGACUCCAGCCCGCCCAGCUGCUGUGUCCCCUCCAAACUCAGCCCCAUCAGCAUCCUCUACAUUGACUCUGGCAACAAUGUGGUCUACAAGCAGUAUGAGGACAUGGUGGUGGAGAGCUGCGGCUGCAGGUAG
Messenger RNA from Coregonus sp. 'balchen', 4212 nucleotides. The record is from the annotation of a GenBank genome assembly. NCBI's taxonomy places the organism in Eukaryota, Metazoa, Chordata, Actinopteri, Salmoniformes, Salmonidae.